This is a messenger RNA of Drosophila eugracilis, 2837 nucleotides long. Its product is annotated as GPI ethanolamine phosphate transferase 1. The coding region runs from base 37 to 2733 and encodes 898 amino acids. Gene Ontology annotation, biological process: GPI anchor biosynthetic process. The transcript has 2 exons. NCBI's taxonomy places the organism in Eukaryota, Metazoa, Arthropoda, Insecta, Diptera, Drosophilidae. Gene Ontology annotation, cellular component: endoplasmic reticulum membrane. Gene Ontology annotation, molecular function: mannose-ethanolamine phosphotransferase activity. The record is from RefSeq and is a predicted model, not a curated record.
ACUCCACAUUUUUUAAAAAAUUUUGUUUCUGCAAAAAUGUGGAAAGUUCAGGCACUUGUGGUGCAAAUCUUGCUGAUGGGCUCCAUACUGAGCACGUACUUUCAACCGACACUUUUGCCCAACCUCGAGCCUCAAAAGACGAUGAAGGAGUUGGGGCUUGAACCGCCGGCGGAUCGACUGGUAGUAUUUCUGACCGAUGGCUUGCGAGCGGCCACCUUUCUAGCGAACAACGGCAACGAUGUACCGGAUCUUAGGGAUAUAUAUCUGAAGCAGGGAAGAAUUGGAAUAUCACGAGCCUGUGCACCGACAAUGACCAGACCUGGACACAUUGCAAUAUUUGGCGGCUUCAAUGAGGAUCCAACAGCUGCUUUGGUCAACUUCCGAUAUUAUCCUAGCAACUUUGAUACCGUCUUUAAUCGCAGCAGGCAUGCCAUUGGCUGGGCCCACAGAUAUGUCGCCGGUUACUUUAAAGAUCUUCCACAUGGCGGUGCCCCGAUGAGAUUUGACUCUUUCAUGGAAUCAGAAUUGCCAGAAAAACUCACAUGUGACAAAUGGACAUUCGAAAAGGUACAAAAGUUCUUCAAGAAUGGGGAAAAUGUUCGGGAAUGGCGCAACUAUAAACCUGCUGUGAUUUUAGUCUAUUUAGCUGAUAUGGACAUUGCUGCACAUCGGCUUAUGCCAUUAUCUAAAAAGUUUCAUGAGAAACUUCAGUAUACACAGCAUGGAAUCCGAAUGACCUAUGAACUCUUUGAAAGAAUCUUUAAUGACAGUCGAACGGCUUAUCUGAUGACAUCCGAUCAUGGAAUGAGUGACCACGGAAUGCAUGGGAGUGGAACCGAUCAUCAAACAGAGACGCCACUGUUUAUGUGGGGAGCUGGUGUGAGUCGAGAACAAAGGGAUUCGGAAGUGAACUUUCCUAGCAAGCCCAACAUAUCCGUGGUAGAGCAGACUCAACUGGCGUCUCUAAUGUCAGCACUAAUAGGGCUUCCACCUCCGAUGAACAAUAUGGCCAUUAUGCCGCUCGGCUAUCUUAACGUGAGCGAGGAAUACGAAGUUAAAGCCUUAGAACUAAACGUUUUGCAGCUGGCAGCCCAAGCUAAAAUUCUUUUAAAGCGAUAUGAAAGCGCCCUAUUCUACGAAUGGCUGCCCAAAUUUGAGAAGUUGAAUUUGAAGCAGAUUGAUCAGUUUUCAGGAAAUUUCAAUUCAUUAGUAGAAGGAGGGAAUUUUAAAAAGGCGAUGAAGAUUACUGAAGGGUACGGAAAGUUGUUGCAGAAUUGCUUAGCAUACUACCACGAAUAUUACCAACUUCCGCUGAUGGUAGCCACCACCGGAUCCUACUUAGUUUGGUUCUACUGUCUUCUACUUCAGUUGACUCGUUUGUCCAAGAAGGCAAAGGAGCAGACAAAGGGAUAUAUGACCUUCUCAACGCUGGUAUUAACCAUGAUCGGAAUCUUACUAUUUACAUUGUUGGAACUGCAAAAUGUACCGAAAAUAACAGCCUGCUAUUUAGUUCUGCCAGUGGGUAUGCUAAUUAUGGCACAGGCCGAACGUCCUGCGAAGGGAUGUUGGACUUUAACACCCAUUUUGAACUUCGGUUUCUCUUUGCUACCUGCUGGUCUACUGAUAUUACUGUUCAUUGUUUAUCAACGUACAAGCGUGCUGUAUGCGAUUUUCGUGCUACUCAAAAACCGGAGAGCCUUUCUAAGGCCAUCUAUUAAGUUGUUCGUUUGGCUAGGCCUAGCUUUAGCUUUGAUUGGCCAGCUUUUCGUAUUGGAAAGUUUUAAAAACGGAAUCCAUGUUAUUCCCUUGAAAAACUCUCAUGUGCUGUACAUAGGCAUGGCGAUGGCCAUUGUUCGGCCAUUGAUCUUGGGUCAUCGACACGAUCCCCGGGUUUGGGCCAUCAACUUCAUAACUCUAUUGGUCGGAGCCUGUGGAGUUUACCUGUAUACUGAAAAGGAAACUAUGUCGCCUUAUGUUUACGCCACAACUUGGUCGUUUUUGGUUUACGCCUUUCUGUCUGUUCCGUAUUUCUCGAAGUCUACUACGGAGGCCAAAAGGAGGUUGGAACUUAUCACCAUCAACAUGAUCACUCUUAUCACUCUACUCUCAAACUCCUGGGGAUCAUUGAAUAGCCAACUGUUGAUAACCGAAUUUGUUUUUGGUCAUGAAGUCUAUGAGAAGUCUAGGCGAAGCAAAGAAGAUGAAGAUCUUGUAAAGGAACACGAUCCUUUUCUUAAUGUGAAGGAAUUCUAUCGAUAUGGAUUUAUGAUCCUUCUCUAUUUCUAUGUGUCCUUUUGGCUGGCUGGUCAUUGGCUAACAUCGUUUCUCUUCAAGUCCACAGCCGCAAGACUAUUUUAUCCCCAUUUUUCCCUGUAUUUGGCUGGCAGCUUGAUCCUUCUGAAGAUUGCCCUUCCCUCUCUCAUCGUCAUCUGCUCUCUCUAUGGAAUGGUACCAUUUUUCCGAAAGAAUACCAGGGCGAUUUUAAUCUGCGUUCUAAUAAUCAGCAACAUUAUGGGCCUCUAUAAGUAUUAUUUUAUAAUACAUCGAGGAUCCUGGUAUUUUAUUCGCAAGUCUCUGGACCAGAUCCUGCUGACCCAUGUCGUCAUCUUCAUGCUGAUGGGUUGCAUCGGCUUGGCUAAGAUUUUCCUGGCCGAUACAACGAUGGAAAAGCCAAAACGUAAGAAUGUCAAGUCUUCCCGGCGAGCCUCGGCUCCCGAAGAAACUGAGGCUUAAAAUACUUUUGGAAAGUUCCAGCUAAAUUCUAUUGAUGGAAAAUUUAAUGUUAAUGUGUACUUUGCGGCUUAAAAUAUAACCAAAUUUACUUUUCAACCCCGGAA